Molecule: messenger RNA, 477 nt
Organism: Penicillium waksmanii
Lineage: Eukaryota; Fungi; Ascomycota; Eurotiomycetes; Eurotiales; Aspergillaceae
Exons: 1
Coding region: 1-477 (158 amino acids)
Source: RefSeq, a predicted model, not a curated record
AUGCACUUCCCUACUGCUGCUAUCGUUGCUGCUUUGGCCACCUUGGCGCCUCUUGCUAGUGCUGUUGGGAAUGCUAAAGUUGUCAACAAAUGCGGCUUCCCUGUCUAUCUUUGGUCCGUUGGAGGCUCAGUUGGCCCUGCGAAAACCAUCAAAGCAGGCGGUACUUAUUCCGAGGUCCUGCACCAUGACCCGGCUUCUGGAGGAAUUGCCAUCAAACUCACCACCGUUCAAAAUGGACUUUAUAAUGGAAGCCCUCAGACAAACUUUGCCUACACCUUGGAUGGCCAGAACGUCUGGUAUGAUCUUUCCGACGUCUUUGGCGACCCAUUUUCCGGUCACGCUAUCGGUGUCAAAACUUCGCUGAGCUGCCCGAAAAUUUGCUGGCCCAAGGGCGUUGCCACGAGCGGCGCCAGUCAAACCAAAGUCUGCGGUGCAAAUUCCGAUGUUACCCUCACUCUUUGCUCUGGUACCUGCUAG